Molecule: messenger RNA, 7944 nt
Organism: Alligator sinensis (Chinese alligator)
Lineage: Eukaryota; Metazoa; Chordata; Crocodylia; Alligatoridae
Gene: BCL2L13
Product: BCL2 like 13
Exons: 7
Coding region: 88-1503 (471 amino acids)
Biological process (GO): regulation of apoptotic process; apoptotic process
Cellular component (GO): mitochondrion
Source: RefSeq, a predicted model, not a curated record
UGGGCAGAAACAUGUUGUGUAUUCACCUGCUAACCAGAGGAAAAACUACGCGCCCCUUAACUGUGUAGAGCAUUACAAGCCAAUUCCAUGGCGUCCUCUGCUGCUGUGCCUGUAGGAUUUCACUAUGAAACAGAGUAUGUUGUUCUCAGCUACCUGGGGCUGUUGUCACAGGAGAAGCCACAAGAGCAACAUCCUCCCUCAGUUCAAGGGACCCAGUUGACAGUAGCACCACAAGCUUUGGAGAAAGAGAUGCUAGAGAAGAUUAAGACAGAAAUUGAGGAGAAGCUAAAACACCUUGAUGAAGAAAUUUUGGAAGCCUUCUCCAGCACAGGGUUUGACUGCCACACUUCCCCUGUAUUCAGUCCUGCCAAUCCAGAGAGCUCAAUUGAGGAUUGUCUGGCUCAUCUUGGAGAGAAAGUGUCCCAGGAAUUGAAGGAACCUCUACACAAAGCACUGCAGAGUCUGCUCAGCAAGCCAGUGACUUACCAGGAAUACCGAGAACGUACACAGGAGGUAGCUGCUCACGCCAGUGGAUGGAGCAAGGUCUUGGUGCCUCUGGUUCUGCUGCAGCAGUUCCUGAUGGAGUUGACAAAACGGGGCCAGGAGCCGCUCAGCACACUUGUGCACUUUGGAGUGACAUAUCUAGAAGAUUAUUCUGCAGACCAUGUAAUCCAACAAGGCGGAUGGGGUACUGUCUUUAGUUUGGAUUCUGAAGAGGAGGAAUACCCUGGGAUUGUAGCAGAGGACAGCAAUGACAUCUACAUCCUAACCAGUGACAACUCUGGUCAGGUGAGCCCCCCGGAGUCUCCCACAGUGACUACAUCUUGGCAGUCAGAGAGCCUGCCUGUCUCCUUGUCAGCUAGCCAGAGCUGGCACACAGAGAGCUUGCCAGUAUCCCUUGGACCUGAGUCCUGGCAGCAAGUAGCUAUGGAUCCUGAAGAAGUCAAGAGCUUGGACAGCAAUGGAGGUGGUGAAGAAAGGAGUGAGAAUAACUCUUCCAACUCUGACAUAGUACACGUGGAGAAGGAGGAGAUACCGGAGGGGAUUGAGGAGGCAGUGGUGUCGGCUGUGGAGACUGAGACUGUUCAGGAGGUCUUCCCAGAAACCCCUGUGUCUUUGCUGGAGGUAGAGCCUGAAGCUGUAAUUUCUGCUAGUGAAAAAGCAAGCCCAAUGGCACCUUUGCUUGCAAAACACAAGGAAGAGGGGAAAGUAGCUGAGGCACCUGUUGAACCUGAAAUCCCUGUGUUGAGUAAAUCUGCCCAGAAACCAGCGUUGUCAGAAGAAAAGGCUGCGCCAGAACCUGAGAAAAUACUGCCUCCAGGAGAGGAAACAAAAGUGGGAAAGGAGGGCCGCUUGGAAGAAAUGGAAGAGAAAUCUGCCGCUGCAGAGGAGAAACCCAUCCUGUUGCCAGAAGGCAAAUCUAUACUGCUGUAUGGAGGGGCUGCUGCAGUGGCCAUCCUGGCUGUGGCAGUGGGAGUAGCACUGGCGCUGAGGAGAAAGUAGCAGGGCUUCGAGAUGGAGGCGGGGAGUGAGCAGGAUCCAAUUUUUCUAAAGGUUGAGCUGCCUGCUGUUAAUUGAACAUUCAUGUAACUUAAAUGGUGAUGGGGUGAGGGUAUUCAAUGUGCCCAAGGCUAUGGACAAUCAUGUUUUUAGUGGAAUUGAGUGGGGACUGUUUUUUUCCCCCCCAGAAUUAAAGUACAGGUGUAUUUAAAAAAAAAAAAAAAAAUCUGUAAAUUUAAGAAUUGUAAGUGUGGGUGCUGAAGAAAGGGGGUGCUUGUGUACUGAAACUGGAAGAGAUAAUUCCCGGGGAAGAGAGCCAGCUGCUGCUAGCCCCUGGGAUUUUUAGUUUGUGACUGACCUGCUGUUGCAGUUACGCUGUCUUGUCACUUCCUUUCGCACCUCCCGAAAAACAAAACGAAAUGACACCUUAAUCCUGUAGCGUGAGGCUGGUCUCCCUUAUGUCUCAGCUUCCUCUCAGGUACUGCACUUCUCCUUAUAACCUCCCAGGUUCCUUCUAAACCCCAGUGGGAGAGUGCUUCUUCUAUACCUCUUUAUCACACUUAUUUAGCCCCAAAUACUUCCUGAAGCCCCAUCUUGUAUAGAUGCUGCCUCUCUAUCUGUAUUAUCUCUGAGCUCUGAUGUUGUCUGGAGAGAGGUGCAGAAGAGUCCCUCUGUGCUGCCAGCGGAGCAGUGGGGUAGGUGUGCUACAACUGUUUGUUGGUCUGAGAACACCUCUGCUUCCCCGGCCCACUUUAAUGAUAGUUCAUUUACCACAGACAUGGCUCUUGUGGGAGUCACUCUGCCAUUUUGACAGUGAUUUUGAUACUAGCGCUCAUUCAGCAGGUAGAGUAUAACAACCUUAUGUUUAUAAUUGCAUGAAGAAACCUGAGCAGGAGGUUGAGGCUUGCCAGCUGAUGCACUCGGUGAAGCUGAAAGGUUAAAUGGCUGCUUUGCCCUUACCUUGUUCCCUAGCUUACUGUUGUCUUUCACAGGGUAAGUACAGAGGAUGUGUUCAUAGCCUUCACUCAGCCUGGGUUGUGACAAACAGAGAGAAUCUCCGUUGUUCCAGGUGUAACUAAGGCAAACAGCAGUGAGCCUUUCUUUUCUGGCCUUGGCUCCUGGGCCUAGGGGGAGCCAGCACAGUGCAGUCUCUUUAUGCAGCUCGUGGACAACACAGAAAGAAUCAAUUAAUGUAGCCGAUGACAGGUAAAAAUAGUGACAGUGCAGUUACUUUGGAAUAAAAUAACCUAGCCCACUGGUCACAAACUUUGUUUGUGAACGGUGAAGUCUAUACUGCAGCUUUACAGAUGUAGUCUCAGAGUCCCCAGGAAAAUCUGCUGCCUUCUUUUGGAAAUUUAUCCUGGCUCUGUGGCUUAGACAGGUGAUGGGAAACAUGAGAAAGUAAAAACAAAGCCUCAUGCAAGCUAAAGGAUUUUUUUUAGAGCCUAAAAAAGAUGUUAUUUCUAACAGCCUUGAUUGCUGUCUUUGAUGCGAUACGCCUGUUUCUGUUUCUUACAAAUCAGUGGGCUGAGAAUGAAGAGAACAUCACGUAUUUCUUAUUUUUUUUCAAAUGAAAUUAAUUCAUGUCCCUUUUCCUUUCCUCCCCCUUAGGGCUCCUAAUGCUGGCAGUCCACAGGAACCCAGCAGAGUUCAGGGAUUUUGUGCUCUAAACUUGUGCUAGGGUGAUUUCUCUCGAGAGGGCUCCAGGGGUUGGAGGGAAGUUCUAGGUGAAGGAAACUUUUUAGAGGGAGAGAAUCUGGUGGGAGAGGGAUUGUACAGCUGGUACCAUUGCUGUGGAGGGGGCCUGCUUAGCUCAGGAAUUUUGCACUCUUUCUGCUGAUUAUUACGGUCUUUAAGCUGGACUGCUCUUACCCCAUGCACAAGUGGUGAUAAGCUGGCCUUAGAAAUCUUUUUGCUGUGUUGUAAAAUUAACCUAGUUCUUCCUUCCCUUAUCUGGCCAUGUCCUGGUGAGAUCCUCAUUGCUGUGUGUGCGCACAAUUGUCAUAGUAUGUUCUUCCCCGUCUUCUGUUUUUUGUGGUACACAUGCAGCAAAACGGCACUGUGGCUGUAUUCUUGCCAUAGUUGCCUCUUCUGCUUUUCCCUAUAGACCAGUCUGGUAAGAAAGGUUUCAGUAUUCCUUUUGUCACAGAUGUGAGAGUGGUUUUCAAUUUGUCUUCAUUUAACUGAUCUAAAAUUAAGAACAUUUUAAAAUGAUGACAGGAGAGUCAUCAUUUGGGGUAGUCUGUGCCCUAGCCAGAGUGGGGAUUUGCUGUUCAGUGUCUGGUUUGUCUUGUGUAUCAAGGGGUGCUUUACCUGUGGGGUAGGCUCCACUCCUCAGUAGUCUGCCAACACCAGGGGAGUAGAUCUGUUCUUACCUCUGAGCUGGUGACUCCUGCUCUCUCUGGGGAUGAUGUUCCUUGGGUGGGAGUACUCCCCUGUCCUUAUUCGUGCAGUGGGUCCUAUCACUGCAUGAAGGUUUGCUUCUGACCACGUUCCGAGUAUUUGUGUGCAAAUUAUGAAAUGUCCUUUUAUCCCAUCUGUUACUCAUCAGUCCAGUAAUAGGGGGACAGGACACAGGUUACUGAUGGGGGGACAAAAGGUAGAGAGUAUUUCCUUUCAGGCCAGAAAAAAAUCCUUAUCAUGGUGAUACUCCCCUUGAUGCAAAAGUCAGACAGGGCUGUGAAAGUGGAACAAAAUGUCUUCCAUCGCAGUCACACAGAUUACUCCUCCUUUUUGGUUUCAACUAUGAAGAUUGUUCUCCAUCUUAAUCUCUUAUUGGUAAAUGACAGUUGAAAAAGGGUAUGACUCCCUCUCCCCCAGUGCUUAUGCUCUAUAUUUAUUCAUUUAUAUUAGUAUGUUCUAGGAUCUCCCCAUCCACUAGAAAUGGCCUGUUACGUAUUUGGGUGUCCAAGGGCUCUACUGACUGCUACCUUUGAGGUCUGAUGCAGCUGUAGCCAGCACCAGCAUGGAACUGACCCAGAGAGAAGCAGGAAGUAGUGUUACUUGUCACCAUCUUGGAGGGCCACUUAUUUGUUGUAAGGUAGGUUGUGGUUUAGGAACCACACACAGUUCUGGACUGCAGGACUUACCGGUCUGUCCAAGUCGUGUGCUCACCAUCUCUUCCUGGUAUAGUUCUUAGAAUUGGUAGAGGGGAGACACUAGUUGCCUGAUUUCAUAUAAUGCUCUAUUAAAGUACCAUUAGUUUUGCUUGCACCUCCCCUUCCUCCUUUCCAAAAUUAAGUGCCUCAAAAUAUGUCCCAGAGUGGACUUUACCUUAACUAAACUUCUAUCUUGAACUCUUUUUUUCUUCUCUUUACCCUUGUCUGCUGCACAUCCUUAAGCUGUGAUAAAAUCACUAACCCCUUAGAGUCAGAGCCACAAGAAGGGCUUCCACUCCUGUGUUCAGCAUUGUGGGGCCUGACUUUGAGGGUGCCUCCAUGCCCCUAGCAGAUCUUCCCACUUAGUAGAAUCUGCAGCCCCAGGGCUCCCUGUCAGUGCCUGGGGAGAGUUGGAGGCUAAGGAAUGGGGUCUUCACCAGCUGGCAUGUAAAGCAGGGAGUCCUUUCAGCUGAUAAGCUGGAAAUGCACAAGGCAGGGUCUGGUUUACCCCUACAUCGGGCUGCAAGAAGGCACUUUCCUCUACUUUAAGCUUAAGUGCUGUGACCUCUCUCGAGGAGUCAGCACAUAAGCUAGCCUAUUUUCACAAAAUACAGGUGGAGGAAGAGGAGUAAGUGCCUCCCUUUUCUGUCCAUUAAACAAUCAUGGGAAAAUGCAUUAACAGUUCAGGGACCAGAACCUGGGGCAACCCCAGUGAGUGUCCUGGCCACUAGGGUAUAGGGAUUUGCUCCUUGCCUCCCGAGUUGUGAAGUACCCAGUUCUGGCAGUGAGUGUGCAAGAUGUGCUUUGAGAUCACCUACCAGAUUGGGCCUUUACAGCACUUGGAUCCAGAAAGCUGGCAUCCUGCCACCUCAGGAAAGGUUAGCUGUGACCUCAGUACCAAGCUACUCAGCCCUGAGCGGAGCUGUGGCAGUUCUGGGCUUGGCCUAAGCACCUGAGGAACUUUAAAGUCAAGUCAUGUGGAGUUUAGGUGCCUCAAGGGCUGGGCAGUGGCUGAGCUGGCAUUUCAGGGUUACAAUUUGGCCUUGGGGGUACAUCCAGUAGAGGAUUUAGGUGCCCAAGUGAUUUGGUUUUGGUGAUAGAGCCAGGAAUACAGAACCCAGUGCUUCUGACUUCUAAUGCAUGUUUGCUCACUGGAGCCAGCUACAAUUACAAGAAUUCAGGUACUUGCUCAAGCUGCCUCCAUCUGUUGAGUAGAAAACCCCCCAACAGAUGGCUAGAAAUUACUUUUGGAAGCGUUUAGUAUUGCAGAUAACAAUAGAUGCUUGCCAGGGCUGAGGUUUAACCAAUACAUAAACGGCAUUUUUUUGAGAACCAAGAAGACCAUCCUAGUAAAAGGAAUUCUCGCUUAAUUUGGUGAGGAAAAUAAGCAUCAACAUCUGCUGCAUCUACUUUGAAUGUGCAGAUAAGUUCACAUAGUGACUGCAAAUGUAGGGGAAUGGGAGUGAGAAGGGUGAGGAGGGCUACUGAGACAAACCUGGCAAGAGGCUGUUUUUUUCCAAGCCUCCGUCUAGAGAACAUCUCACUGUUAGAACAUCUGCUGUCUCUGCUUAGAGAAGGAACUUCACAAGUUAGCACAAUCCAGUUGCUCUUCUUUUCAAGCAUCUCCUUACAAACAGACAGGUAGUACUCUAUUACCCUUGAUAAAAAUGAGAGACUUAGUCUUAAAGGAAUGAAAUGCAAGGUUUAGCAUUUUUAUAAGUGAUAGUAGUAGAAAAAUGAUACCUUCCAAAUACUUAAAGUCUUCUCUACACUUAAGUUUUGCUAGUCUUGUUAUCACAACAGCAAAACCCUCUCAGGGUAGAUGUCACACUGUUCAAAGCACUUUUUUUGCCAAUGGAGUUUCAUCAGUGAACCCAGACAAGCCAAAACUUGAAAAGCAGGGUUUUGGCAUAAAUGCGUCUCCACCAGGGCUUUGUUAGCAUAGUGCUCCCCCACACUGUUAUGCUGCCAAAACAAGUGUAGACUUGGCCUUUAUUAUUCUUCCUUUUAAAUAUGAAACCUCAAAGGACACUCUACCUUGUCCCUCUGGAUUACAUCUAGCUGAAUGAUUCGGCUGUAUUCUGUCCUCUACACAUUCCCCUAUCCUGCAGGUCACAGAGGGGAGGAAUGUCAGUAUUGUUCACCUCCAGGAGGGUAAGGCUGAGAGCUGAGGCAGCGUGUAGACUCGGUGAGAUGCACUCUUGGCAAUGAGAGGCAACAUUGGCAUUGCUUUGAGCCUGGCUAUUUUGGUGCUGUGCUUCAGAGUGCAACUGAGAUUACCAGAAAAGGGCUAGCCUGUUUUAACUGAAGCACAAGCCAAUUUCUUCUGAUCCAAGUAGUUCCCAGAUCUCUCACAGGGCAGCUACUGAACAUAGCAUGUUGGAGCAGGUAACUAAAGCACUGUUGUAGUUGUAAGCGGUUGUUCUUGGUUUGCUGUCACAUCUGCUAAGGUUAAGAUAGAGACCUGUUGAUUAGUUAUAUAGCUGGGUAAUGAUAACUACAGCAGCUUGAUAUACGUCAUCUCCAAGAAAACUGAACGCUGGUUAUAUAGUUCCUGGCCACUUUUUCUUUCUAAAGGAUUGUAUGACUUUAACAUACCUUCUAUUUACAGUUAACCUGUUCUAGGUCUCUUAGGCAGGGUGACUUCCUCUCUCACCAACUCGCCUCACCCCAGCACAUCAAGAGGAGUUUCUGAUACAAAUUUUAACUACAGCUCCCAUUUCUUUUACAGUACAAAUUCAGGCUGCUAACUAUGAGGGAGCAAGGGUGAGGGACAGUGGCCGUAUGGACUGAGCAGGCUGGAAAGCUUGCAUCAUACUGCUGCUGCAUGUUAGGGGUUUCCUCCUGGUUUUCCAGCUUCACAGGAGUAAGCUCUCAUUCAAAUAAUGAAAGGCUAAACCUCUACCUGGACUACAAGACUGCCCCUUGAAUAACAAACCAAGAAGCAAAAUGCCAUGUCCAUGGAUUAAGAGCCUAUCUUCCUCUAUAUUUACAGAAAUAAGAUGGUAGUCACUUGACUUGCAGGAAUAUCAGGCUCUGGGGCUGGGCUGACUCGGUAUGAAAAGAUGUCCUGACAUCCAGCAGUUGCUGAUUACUCAAGGAACUGUUUUACAUUGAUUGUUCCUUUAAUAUGCAAGUGCAGCACACUAUGGGGGGAGGGGGAAGAACUGAAGCCUCUUGUGCCAUUUGGUUUAUAAAAGUGUUUCCAGAGCUAAAGGAGUUCUCUCCAGCUCCACUGGUUCUUAUUCAGCUUAAUUGAAGGGGGUAUGUACAUUUUCCUCCCCAUUGGGACACCAGUGUAAAACCAUGACCCCAGGUUGCACUUUAAUAAAUGGUACAGUUUUCC